UCUCUCUGACUGUUCUGGGCGGGCUACGUCGAGCGGCUUCAGGGGCGGUGACUUUGCAACUGUCGCUCACACAGAGAGAAGAUCUGAUCCGAAGUGGAUGAAGAGGACUAAACUCGGUCCUCGGAGGAAGUUUGAGGUGCAGAGAUUUGUGCGCUGCUUUCUUUCUGGCAGGAAGCCGUAAUGCUUCAUCCCGCGGAGUUCUGAGUCGAUACAGUUGACUGAAGUACUCAGCCAUGCCCGGAUUUAAGGAAAUCGGACUGGCAGGACUCGGCAUUGCCGUUACGGGAGGCGUCGUCUACGCCGUGUGGAACUACUGGAGUUCGCUGCAGAGGGAGAGUCCUCAGCGAGAUGAGGACCGGACGAAACCGGACGAAAGGCCACGGGUGGCGUCAGAGGUGAAAUCUCCAAAAAAACAUGUCCUUGUGCUGGGCUUAGAUGGAGCUGGAAAGACCAGCCUUCUUCAUUGUCUUGCAACGGGGACGCUGAGGAGAAGUAUUUUACCGACUGAAGGUUUCAACGCAGUGUGUCUCAAUACUGACAAGGAGCAAAUGGAAUUCCUGGAAAUUGGAGGUAAAGAAUCCUUGCGGCCUUACUGGCACAAAUACCUCAGUAAUGCCCAUGUGCUGGUGUAUGUGGUGGAUUCUGCAGACAGUGCACGAUUCCCAGAAGCUAAGAAGCACUUGCAUCAGCUGAUCAGCAAAGAUUGCCAUCUUCCUUUAGUGGUGCUGGUGAAUAAACAGGAUCUCCCCGGGGCUUGUGGGAUUGCAGAACUUCAUGGUGCUCUAUCACUUUCUGAAACUGGCGAUGAGAGGAAGCUCUUCAUUAUUGGAACACGCAUCUCCAGUAGCGAUUCGGAGGUACCGUCAAGUGUCCGGGAUGCCAGGGAGUUGAUAACACAGCUGGUCGCAGAGAGCAGAUGAAAAUGGUGGCUAAGAACAUAAAAGCGUGCAUGGAUGGAAGGAGCUCACCUCACUUUGAUGAUGAUGGAACUAUGUGGUUACCCCCUUGGCUGUUGGUAACCACCUUUUCUUAAUUUUUCUUGACUGCUCUGAUGCUACUUACAGCAAUGUUUGUUUUUUUCUUUUUAUUCUAUUCUUUUGUCAAGUAGACAUUUAAACUGUUCGCUGUACUCCUCA
Erpetoichthys calabaricus (reedfish) is the source of this 1136-nucleotide messenger RNA. RefSeq names its product ADP-ribosylation factor-like 9 (gene arl9). NCBI's taxonomy places the organism in Eukaryota, Metazoa, Chordata, Cladistia, Polypteriformes, Polypteridae. The record is from RefSeq and is a predicted model, not a curated record. The transcript has 4 exons. The coding region runs from base 234 to 920 and encodes 228 amino acids. Gene Ontology annotation, molecular function: GTP binding; GTPase activity.